AUGGGUCUGCAGGGAAAAUACCUUCACUGGGCUAUAACAGCUGCAAGCUGUCAAGCCUUUCUUUUGUUGGGAUAUGACCAGGGGGUCAUGAGCGGCCUCGUCGGCGCGAACAAUCAAUUCGGACGGACCUUUAACAACCCCGAUAGCACCAUGCAAGGUCUCCUUACAUCAAUCUACGAUAUCGGCUGUGCAGUCGGCUGUCUUCUCAGUCUCGUCAUCGGCCACAAAUAUGGUCGUCGCAAAAUGAUUAUCGCGGGUGGCUCAAUCAUGAUCAUCGGAACCGUCAUCCUCGGCAGCUCAUAUAGCGUACCCCAAUUCCUCGUCGGACGCAUCGUCACCGGUCUAGGUAAUGGCAUCAACAGCAGCACCGUUCCUGCCUACCAAUCCGAGCUAGCGCGCCCGGCGCAGCGUGGCAUGUUGCUCUCCGCUCAAGGAACGGUUACGAUCUUGGGUCUCUGUAUCGCAUACUGGUUGGACUAUGGGUUGAGCUUUUCGGAUACGCCUGCUCAGUGGCGGUUCCCGAUUAGCUUCCAGGCCUUCUUUGCCAUAUGUUUGGUUUUACAGAUACUUCCAUUGCCCGAUUCACCGCGCUGGCUCUGUGAGCAAGACCGCGGUGACGAGGCAGCUUCAGUUCUUGCACGCCUUCAAAUGGAUCAGCCGGCCGAUGUGACGACUCCUGAGGUUGUUCAUCUACGUCGACAGAUUGAAUCAUCCAUUGAGAUUGAGUCUGCUGGCGGACCAUUCAAAUACAGGGAGCUCUGGUCGCGUGGUCAGAUGGGCAAUCUUCGUCGCAUGAUCUUGGCUGCCGUCGUCAAUAUUCAGCAGCAGUUCACGGGCUCAAACAUGAUCAACUACUAUGCCCCCAUUGUCUACCAGAACGCAAUGAACUUAUCCCGCAAUCUAUCCCUGAUUCUUGGCGGUUGCACCUCACUUGCCUAUCUCGUUGGAUCAAUCAUCCCACUAUGGAGUAUGGAUAGGUUCGGUCGACGAGCAUCACUAAUGACCUCGGCUGCUGGUCUCUGCUUCUGUUUCGUCAUGACUGCGAUCCUUCUAUCAAUUGGCACUACGCCAUGUGCCUAUGCGGCCACAGUGUUCGUAUUCAUCUUCCAGCUGUUUCUUGGCAUCGGCUAUCUGCCAGUUCCUUGGUUCUAUCCCUCCGAGAUUUCAACGACUCGUAUCCGAGCAAGAGCUCAGGCUUUUGGUGGUUUCGUAAAUUGGAUCUGUGUUUUCAUUGUCGUCCAAAUCACACCGACGGCAAUUGAUAACAUUGGUUGGAGAACGUUCAUCAUCUUUGCCUGCUUCUGCUUUGCUUGGAUUCCCAUGGUUUUCUUCUUCUUCCCCGAGACCAAAGGAUUGGAGCUGGAGGAUGUAGACCACCUAUUUGAGAGAGGCGGAAUUACUGGAGGCGUGUGGGAAACUAGAGGAUUCCCUGUCCGUCCUGGACAUCACCGGACUAUGAAUACGGAGAGGAUCGAAAAGCCAGUCCCUGAGACUGCACACUUUGAGGUAUAG
Messenger RNA from Penicillium bovifimosum, 1512 nucleotides. Its product is annotated as sugar porter family MFS transporter. Gene Ontology annotation, molecular function: carbohydrate:proton symporter activity. Gene Ontology annotation, biological process: carbohydrate transport; transmembrane transport. Gene Ontology annotation, cellular component: membrane. The record is from RefSeq and is a predicted model, not a curated record. Bases 1 to 1512 code for a protein of 503 amino acids. The transcript is spliced from 6 exons. NCBI's taxonomy places the organism in Eukaryota, Fungi, Ascomycota, Eurotiomycetes, Eurotiales, Aspergillaceae.